Telopea speciosissima is the source of this 465-nucleotide messenger RNA. RefSeq lists its product as uncharacterized. The transcript has a single exon. The record is from RefSeq and is a predicted model, not a curated record. The coding region runs from base 1 to 465 and encodes 154 amino acids. Lineage: Eukaryota; Viridiplantae; Streptophyta; Magnoliopsida; Proteales; Proteaceae.
AUGGAACCCCCACCAUCACCACCACCAGUACCGGUUCCUACAGUUGCCCCAACUCCACCUCAGCCUGCCUCUAUGCAUUCGAUGUGGCUUCGUUCUCAUGUACGACCACCACAGGCCCUAAACGCAACUGUAGUUAUUACUGAACCAACUUCUUUUUCGCAGGCUAAUAAAGUAAUGGAGUGGCGAAAGGCCAUGGCUGAGGAGUUCAAUGCUUUGCUCAGGAUUGACACUUGGUCUCUUGUUCCCCGCACCACUCAGAUGAAUCUUAUUGGCAAUAAAUGGGUGUACAGGAUUAAGCAAAAGGCCGAUGGGUCUCUUGAGCGCUAUAAAACGCGUCUGGUUGCGAAGGGAUUUCAUCAGCAGCAUGGUUUAGAUUAUGGUGAAACUUUCAGUCCGGUUGUCAAACCUACCACCAUUCGGUGUGUUCUGUCUAUUGCAGUAUCCAACGGCUGGCCCAUUCGCUAG